AUGGCCAAAAUCAACACUCAGCACUCCUAUCCUACCACACAUAGACUCUCAGUCAGGACCAUUGAUGAAGACCUAGAAAGAGUCGAAAAUGGCACCAGCAGGGCUCAUUCCACAUGUGAGGACUCAUCAUCGGAACUGCAGCGAGUGAUUACCACGGAGGCCAGAGCCCCCUCGGAAUCCUGCCGAAGUUCCUUCACGAGCCAGAGGCCAGCCAGGUUAUCACGGCUUAUUCUUUCCCUCAGAGCAUGGGCUACAAGACACAUACGUCGUGAAGACCAAAGACCAGAUUCCUUCCUGGAGCGUUUCCGAGGGGGAGAACUCAAAGAGCUGUCCUGCCGAGAAAGCUACACCCAGUCCAACUUAGGCAUCCAAGAGGCCUCAGACAGAGAGAGAAGAGUCUGGCCGCUGGCCAGGUACAAUAUCAACACCUGUAACAAUGCCAACAAAGACAAAAAGGAGGAAAAGGAGGAGAAAAAGGAGGAAAAGGAAGAAGAGAAAAAGGAUAAACCCUCAAAGGAAGUGGAGAAGAAAGAAAUCUUUGUGAUAGAUCCUUCUAGCAACCUAUAUUAUAGAUGGCUGACCAUCACUGCCAUCCCUGUCUUCUAUAACUGGUGCAUGCUUGUGUGCAGAGCCUGUUUUGAUGAACUUCAAAGUGACCACUUGAUGCUGUGGCUGGUCCUGGAUUAUAUUGCUGAUGUCAUCUAUGUUUUGGACUUGCUGGUUCGAAUGAGGACAGGCUUUCUUGAACAAGGUUUAAUGGUCAAAGAUACAGAGAAACUCAGAAAGCACUACAUGAAGAUGGUUCAGUUCAAGCUGGAUGUACUGUCUCUGGUCCCCACUGAUCUGGCUUAUUUUAAAGUGGGUCUGAACUACCCCGAAUUGAGGUUCAACCGCCUGCUGAAAUUCCCCAGGCUAUUUGAAUUCUUUGACCGCACAGAGACCAGGACCAACUAUCCUAAUAUGUUCAGAAUUGGAAAUCUUGUCCUGUACAUUCUGAUCAUCAUCCACUGGAAUGCAUGUAUCUACUUUGCUAUUUCCAAGGUAAUUGGAUUUGGGACUGAUUCCUGGGUUUACCCCAACAUUUCUAUCCCAGAAUAUGGGCGCCUGUCCAGGAAAUAUAUUUAUUGUCUCUACUGGUCCACCCUGACUCUGACUACCAUUGGGGAGACUCCACCCCCCGUCAAAGACGAGGAGUACCUUUUUGUGGUGAUCGACUUCCUGGUGGGAGUGCUGAUCUUUGCCACCAUUGUGGGGAACGUUGGCUCCAUGAUCUCUAACAUGAAUGCCUCCAGGGCCGAAUUCCAGGCCAAAAUCGACUCCAUAAAGCAGUACAUGCAGUUCCGAAAAGUGACCAAGGACUUGGAGACCCGGAUCAUCAGGUGGUUUGACUACCUGUGGACCAACAAGAAGACAGUGGAUGAAAAGGAAGUACUCAAAAGCCUCCCAGACAAACUGAAAGCCGAGAUUGCCAUCAAUGUGCACCUGGAUACCCUGAAGAAGGUACGUAUUUUCCAGGACUGUGAGGCAGGCCUCUUAGUGGAGCUGGUCCUAAAGCUGAGGCCUGCAGUGUUCAGCCCUGGUGAUUAUAUCUGCAAGAAGGGGGAUAUUGGGAGAGAAAUGUACAUCAUCAAAGAAGGGAAGCUGGCGGUAGUGGCCGAUGAUGGCAUCACUCAAUUUGUGGUCCUUAGUGAUGGAAGCUACUUUGGGGAAAUCAGCAUCUUAAACAUCAAAGGGAGCAAAUCUGGGAACAGAAGAACGGCCAAUAUCAGGAGCAUCGGUUACUCUGAUCUAUUCUGCUUGUCCAAAGAUGACUUAAUGGAGUCCCUCACUGAAUAUCCAGAAGCCAAAAAGGCCCUGGAAGAGAAAGGACGGCAGAUUCUAAUGAAGGACAACUUGAUCGACGAGGAUAUGGCUGGGAGUGGAACAGACCCAGCAGAUAUAGAGGAAAAGGUAGAGAGGCUUGAAUCUUCCCUGGAUAAUUUACAGACCAGAUUUGCUAGGCUCUUGGCAGAAUAUAACGCCACACAAAUGAAAGUCAAACAGAGACUCAGCAAACUCGAGAGUAAAGUAAAGAAAUGUGGGAGUGACUUGUCGGAUGCAGACAGCAUCAUUGAUGGAGAUGCUGAGAAAGCCAAGGACAAAAACCCAUAA
This is a messenger RNA of Trichosurus vulpecula (common brushtail), 2151 nucleotides long. It is a transcript of the gene CNGA3, whose product is annotated as cyclic nucleotide gated channel subunit alpha 3. Gene Ontology annotation, molecular function: cGMP binding; protein-containing complex binding; intracellularly cAMP-activated cation channel activity. Lineage: Eukaryota; Metazoa; Chordata; Mammalia; Diprotodontia; Phalangeridae. Bases 1 to 2151 code for a protein of 716 amino acids. Gene Ontology annotation, biological process: potassium ion transport; monoatomic cation transmembrane transport. The record is from RefSeq and is a predicted model, not a curated record. The transcript has 8 exons. Gene Ontology annotation, cellular component: plasma membrane; intracellular cyclic nucleotide activated cation channel complex.